Brassica oleracea var. oleracea is the source of this 769-nucleotide messenger RNA. Its product is annotated as transcription factor bHLH36-like. Gene Ontology annotation, cellular component: RNA polymerase II transcription regulator complex. Gene Ontology annotation, molecular function: protein dimerization activity; DNA-binding transcription factor activity, RNA polymerase II-specific; RNA polymerase II transcription regulatory region sequence-specific DNA binding. NCBI's taxonomy places the organism in Eukaryota, Viridiplantae, Streptophyta, Magnoliopsida, Brassicales, Brassicaceae. Gene Ontology annotation, biological process: regulation of transcription by RNA polymerase II. The transcript has 3 exons. The coding region runs from base 97 to 639 and encodes 180 amino acids. The record is from RefSeq and is a predicted model, not a curated record.
CCACUUAGGCCAACCAUAACUUCUUUCUUUAUAUAAGUGUGGUUAAUAUUGAGUUUCAUAGUAUGUGCGAAACACUUCAAGACUAAGAAAAACAAAAUGGAUCAGAGCCUUUCAAACACUAGUCAGUCAAGAUCUGUAGAUCGCAAAACGAUUGAGAAAAAUAGAAGGAUUCAGAUGAAAGCUCUUUCUUCAGAACUCAACGCUCUUCUUCCUCAAACUUCUAGGGCGCCUUUAACACUUCCUGAUCAGCUUGAUGAAGCUGCAAACUACAUCAAGAAGCUACAAGUGAACCUGGAGAAAAUGACAGAAAGGAAGAGGAAACUUGCUGCGACUGGAUCUUCAUCCAUGCCAUCGAGUGUCGAUGUCUCUGUGCCUAGAAGGUUGCCAAAAAUUGAGAUUCAAGAAACCGGUUCGAUUCUUCACGUCUUUCUUGUGACAAGUGUGGAACACAAGUUUAUAUUCCAUGAGAUCAUUAGCGUUCUCUCUGACGAAUCAGGAGCUGAGAUCACUCACGCUGGAUCAUCAACUGUUGAUGAUACCGUCUUCCACACUCUUCAUUGCAAGGUGGAAGAUUGUGAUUAUGGAGCUAGUAGUAGAAUUUCUGAGAGUCUGAAGAAACUUGUGAACAAUUUCAACUAAUAUUAUCUUUAAUAAUGUGUACCCUUUUCCCCUCUUCUUGCAGCUUUUUUUUUUUUGUUUGUUUCCGUUCUAUAUUAUUGUUCCUUUUGUUGAAUUUUAUCUUGUAAUGUGAAAGUGAUGUUUCAUUGUG